Molecule: messenger RNA, 250 nt
Organism: Dentiscutata heterogama
Lineage: Eukaryota; Fungi; Glomeromycota; Glomeromycetes; Diversisporales; Gigasporaceae
Source: the annotation of a GenBank genome assembly
AAGCGACGUUUAAAUAUGGUUGCUCAACUGACUAAUGCUGAGGCCAGUACCUUUUACACAGCUAAUUCUGAAACCAGUACCUCAUACGCGGUUAAUGCAGAAGUCAGUACCCCUUAUAUGGUUAUGAUUGAUCAAGUGGCAAAUAUUGAAAGUAGCACUUCCUACGCGUUUAUUGCUAAAACCAGUACCUCCGGUGCAUUAAAUGCUGAAUUCAUUUACGAUGAAGCAACUACUGAGGAGGUUAACAGAG